Molecule: messenger RNA, 360 nt
Organism: Aethalodelphis obliquidens (Pacific white-sided dolphin)
Lineage: Eukaryota; Metazoa; Chordata; Mammalia; Artiodactyla; Delphinidae
Product: DPH3 homolog
Exons: 1
Coding region: 1-360 (119 amino acids)
Biological process (GO): protein histidyl modification to diphthamide
Molecular function (GO): metal ion binding
Source: RefSeq, a predicted model, not a curated record
AUGGCAGCGUUUCAUGAGGUGGAGAUCAAGGACUUCCAAUAUGACGAGGUCUUGGAGAUGUACUUCUACCCCUGCCCGUGUGGGGAUAACUUCUGCGUCACCAAGGAACAUACGGAGAAUGGGGAAGAUGUGGCAACGCGCCCCGGCUGCUCUCUCAUUAUAAAAGCGAUCUAUGACAAAGAUCGGUUUACAUGUGGCGGGACAGUCCCAGCCCCUCCCCCCAACGAAGAACUAGUUAAAUGCCGAAGACUCAGGACUCCAGAGCCUCAACUUUGGGGAAGGAGCCAAGCUGGGAAAAUCAAACGCCACGUCACCGGCUUCUUCACGGGGACAAUCCUUGUGCAAUUUGCUGUUUGUUAG